AUGGCAUCCGCAGCAUCCUUUCCAAUCGCUGAGUCGCAGGUCGAUCUGCGCCAGCCGCAAUAUCCAAAGAACCGCGAGGAAUGGGGACCGAUCCUCGAAAAGUUAAACCAGGCGUUAGCUGAGUCGAGCGGCGAAGGAGACUCAAAAUCAGUCGCCCGCCACUUGAGCAGAGGACAACUGCUGGCACGAGAUAGAAUCUCCCUACUCUUGGACCAGGACUCGCCUUUUCUCGAACUCGGAUCAUUUGCUGGGUACGGGCUGGAAGAUUCAAACGCAUGUGCCAAUCUUAUCGCGGGCAUUGGUUCCGUCAGUGGACGCAUAUGUCUCAUACUCUCGCACAUACCGACUCAGAGCGGAGGAGCAUGGAAUGAGCAGACAGUGAUCAAGCAAAACCGCGUCACUGAGAUCGCCACGGAGAACGGCCUGCCAAUAGUCGCACUUGUCCAAUCAGCCGGUGUCUUCCUUCCACAGCAGUUCCGGGUAUUUCACAAAGGAGGCCAAAUCUUUCGCGAUCUGGCUGUUCGUAGCCAGCUCGGCCAGCUUUCCUGCGCUGUUGUAUUCGGAUCCUCUACCGCCGGCGGCGCAUACCACCCGGCUCUGUCCGACUACACGAUUUUCGUACAAAAGCAGGCACAGGUGUUCUUGGGCGGCCCGCCUUUGGUGAAAAUGGCGACGGGCGAAGUUAUUGGAGCCGAGGAGCUGGGAGGGGCUGAGAUCCAUGCUUCUGUAACAGGCCUCGCGGAUCAAAUGGCUACGGAUGAGUUUGACGCGAUCCGAAAGGCCCGAGAUUGGGUUUCAUCUUUGGCAUCACCGGAUAUUCCACCGGCCAUUGCGGCGCCCCUUCCGCCGCGAUACUCUGCUGACGAUAUCCUGUCUCUGAUCAAUCCGGACAUACGGAAGCCAUUUGACAUGGGUGAGGUUCUUCUGAGAAUCGUGGAUGAUUCAAGGCUCUCCGUUUUCAAGCCGAGCUACGGGCGGAACUUGAUCACUACGUGGGCAAAGAUAACCGGCCACACGGUUGGGAUAAUUGCAAACCAGACGCCUGUCAUCAACUCGGAUGAGGCAUCCAAGGGAGCGCAAUUCGUCCGUCUCUGCAACCAGCAAAAUACACCAUUGAUCUUCAUGCACAACGUGACGGGAUUCAUGGUCGGGUCGAAAGCGGAGCACGCGGCCAUCAUCAAACGCGGAGCCCAGCUGGUAUCAGCCGUGAGCUGCUCUCAGGUACCGCACAUCUCAAUCAUCUGCGGAGCGUCGUACGGAGCUGGCAAUUAUGCCAUGUGCGGGCGAGCGUACAAGCCACGAUUCCUAUUCACCUGGCCAACGGGGAGGUGCAGCGUAAUGGGCCCGGACCAGCUUUCCGGCGUUAUGGAAACAAUAGAACGGGCCAGUGCGCAGAGCAAAGGGAAGGCCGUAGUGGAGGAGGAGCUUGAUGCCAGGGUGGCCAAAUUCCGCGAGGGCGUGCAGAGGGAUAGCGAGUGCUACCGGACGAGCGCGGUUGGGCUGGACGACGGCAUCAUCGAUCCGCGGGAUACGCGCGAUGUGCUGAGCAUGUGUCUUGAUGUCGUGACAAAGAGCGGCGUACGGGGGGCAGAAGGCCACCGCGUGCUCGCGCGGAUGUAA
Messenger RNA from Lasiodiplodia theobromae, 1620 nucleotides. RefSeq names its product Carboxyl transferase. The record is from RefSeq and is a predicted model, not a curated record. The coding region runs from base 1 to 1620 and encodes 539 amino acids. NCBI's taxonomy places the organism in Eukaryota, Fungi, Ascomycota, Dothideomycetes, Botryosphaeriales, Botryosphaeriaceae. The transcript is spliced from 7 exons. Gene Ontology annotation, molecular function: ligase activity.